Molecule: messenger RNA, 6340 nt
Organism: Orycteropus afer afer
Lineage: Eukaryota; Metazoa; Chordata; Mammalia; Tubulidentata; Orycteropodidae
Gene: COL4A1
Product: collagen type IV alpha 1 chain
Cellular component (GO): basement membrane; collagen trimer
Molecular function (GO): extracellular matrix structural constituent
Source: RefSeq, a predicted model, not a curated record
AUGGGGCUCCGGCUCGGCGUCUGGCUGCUGCUGUUGCUUGCCGCCCUCCUGCUCCACGAGGAGCGCAGCCGAGUGGCUGCGAAGGGUGAUUGUGGUGGCUCUGGCUGUGGAAAAUGUGACUGUCAUGGAGUAAAAGGACAAAAGGGGGAAAGAGGCUUCCCAGGCUUACAAGGUGUCAUUGGGUUUCCCGGAAUGCAAGGACCUGAAGGGCCGCAAGGACCACCAGGACAAAAGGGUGACGCUGGAGAACCUGGACUGCCAGGAACAAAAGGGACAAGAGGACCCCCAGGAGCAGCUGGUUACCCUGGAAACCCAGGACUUCCUGGUAUUCCUGGCCAAGAUGGGCCACCAGGUCCUCCAGGUAUCCCAGGAUGCAAUGGUACAAAGGGUGAAAGAGGGCCUCUUGGGCCUCCUGGUUCCCCUGGAUACAUUGGAAAUCCCGGACCUCCAGGGUUGCCAGGAAUGAAGGGGGAUCCAGGUGAAAUACUUGGCCAUGUGCCUGGUACACUGUUGAAAGGUGAAAGAGGAUUUCCUGGAUCUCCAGGAGUACCAGGUCCACCAGGAUUUCCAGGGUUACAAGGUCCUGUUGGCCCUCCAGGAUUUACCGGACCCCCAGGCCCCCCAGGCCCUCCUGGACCUCCAGGUGAAAAGGGGCAAAUGGGCUUAAGUUUUCAAGGACCAAAAGGUGACAAGGGUGAUCAAGGGGUCAGUGGGCCUCCAGGAGUACCAGGACAAGCUCAAGUUAAAGAAAAAGGAGACUUUGCUACUAAAGGAGAAAAGGGUCAAAAAGGUGAACCUGGAUUUCAGGGAAUGCCAGGGGUUGGAGAGAAAGGUGAACCUGGAAAACCUGGCCCCCGAGGAAAACCUGGAAAGGAUGGUGAAAAAGGAGAAAAAGGGAGUCCGGGUUUUCCUGGUGACCCAGGGUACUCUGGACUUCCUGGCCGAGAGGGUUUAAAGGGAGACAAAGGUGAAGCAGGUCCUCCAGGCCCACCUGGAAUAGUAAUAGGCACAGGACCACUGGGAGAAAAAGGAGAAAGGGGCUACCCAGGAGCUCCAGGGUUAAGAGGAGAGCCAGGCCCAAAAGGUUUCCCAGGAAUACAAGGUACACCAGGCCCUCCAGGCUUCCCUAUACCAGGACAGGCUGGUGCUCCUGGCUUCCCUGGUGAAAGAGGAGAAAAAGGUGACCAGGGAUUGCCAGGUGUGUCUUUACCUGGACCAAGCGGAAGGGAUGGACUUCAAGGCCCUCCCGGACCCCCUGGGCCCCCUGGACAGCCAGGCCACGCAGAUGGAAUUGUGGAAUGUCAGCCGGGACCACGAGGUGAUCAGGGUCCUCCUGGAAGUCCAGGGCAGCCCGGAUUGACUGGGGAAGUUGGAGAGAAAGGUCAAAAAGGAGAGAGUUGCAUUGAAUGUGAUACAGCCGGAAUCCGAGGGCCUCCAGGGCCACAAGGUCCCCCAGGAGAAAUAGGUUUCCCAGGACAGCCAGGAGCCAAAGGGGACAGAGGUUUACCUGGAAGGGAUGGUCUGGGAGGGCUGCCAGGGCCACAAGGCUCACCAGGGCUUAUGGGUCAGCCAGGAGCCAAAGGAGAACCUGGAGAGAUUUACUUUGACAUACGACUCAAAGGUGAAAAAGGAAACCCAGGCUUUCCAGGACAGCCUGGUAUGCCAGGGAGAGCAGGAACCCCUGGAAGAGAUGGCCAUCCUGGUCUUCCUGGACCCAAAGGAUCACCGGGCUCAGUAGGAUUAAAAGGAGAACGUGGCCCUCCUGGAGGAGUUGGAUUCCCUGGAAGUCGUGGUGACAUCGGCCCUCCUGGCCCAGCAGGGUUUGGUCCUAUUGGCCCAACUGGUGACAAAGGACAAACAGGUUUUCCUGGAAACCCCGGAUCACCAGGCCUCCCAGGUCCAAAGGGUGAAGCAGGAAAAACUGUUCCUUUACCUGGUCCCCCUGGAGCAGAAGGAUUUCCAGGGCCCCCAGGUUUACAAGGACCUCAAGGUGACAGAGGUUUUCCUGGAACUCCAGGAAGGCCAGGACUCCCAGGAGAGAAGGGCUCUGUUGGUCAACCAGGAAUUGGAUUUCCAGGGCCUCCAGGCCCCAAAGGUAUCCAGGGCUUGCCUGGAGAAGUGGGUGCUCCAGGGAAUCCAGGUCGCCCAGGGUUCAAUGGUUUACCUGGUAACCCAGGGGUGCCAGGUCAAAAGGGAGAGCCUGGAGUUGGUCUGCCAGGAUUGAAAGGAUUGCCAGGUCUUCCUGGCAUACCCGGCACACCUGGGGAAAAAGGGAGUGUUGGUGAACCAGGCAUUCCUGGAGAACAUGGUGCCAUCGGCCCUCCUGGGCUUCAAGGGAUCAGAGGUGACCCAGGAUCUCCUGGAUUACAAGGUCCCAGGGGGUCUCCGGGAGUUCCAGGAACCGGCCCCCCUGGAGUGAUGGGCCCCCCUGGAGGACAGGGACCACCAGGGUCAAUAGGCCCUCCUGGAAUAAAAGGAGAGAAGGGUUUCCCUGGAUUCCCAGGACUGGACAUGCCAGGCCCUAAAGGAGAUAAAGGGUCUCAAGGACUUCCUGGCUUAACUGGACAAUCAGGGCUCCCUGGCCUUCCUGGACAACAGGGGACUCCUGGACUUCCAGGGUUGCCAGGUUCCAAAGGAGAAAUGGGUGUCAUGGGGACCCCCGGGCAGCCAGGCUCUCCAGGACCAGUGGGCACUCCAGGAUUACCCGGUGCAAAAGGGGACCAGGGCUUCCCAGGCUCCUCAGGACUCAGGGGAGACCCUGGCUACAAAGGUGAUAAAGGGGAUGUUGGUCUCCCUGGAAAACCUGGGUCAAUGGAUAAAGUGGACAUGGGCAGCAUGAAGGGACAGAAGGGAGACCAAGGAGAAAAAGGACAAAUUGGACCAAGUGGUGAUAAAGGAUCCAGAGGAGAUCCUGGAACUCCGGGAAUGCCUGGAAAAGAUGGACAAGCAGGGCAUCCUGGGCAGCCAGGUCCUAAAGGUGACCCAGGUAUAAGUGGAACUCCAGGUGCUCCAGGACUUCCUGGACCAAAAGGAUCAGUUGGUGGAAUGGGCUUGCCAGGAACACCAGGAGAAAAAGGUGUGCCUGGACUUCCAGGCCAACAGGGUGUUCCCGGUUUACCUGGAGAAAAAGGUACAAAAGGAGAGAAAGGACUAGCAGGUCAACCUGGCAUUGGUAUUCCUGGCCGACCUGGUGAAAAGGGAGAUCAAGGUUUGGCAGGUUUUCCAGGAAGCCCUGGUGAGAAGGGAGAGAAAGGAAGCACUGGGAUUCCAGGCAUGCCUGGGUCUCCAGGCCCUAAAGGGUUACCAGGGAACAUAGGCUAUCCAGGAAGCCCUGGAUUGCCAGGGGAAAAAGGCGAGAAAGGACUCCCAGGAUUGGAUGGUGUCCCUGGAGUCAAAGGAGAAGCAGGUCUUCCCGGAAAGCCUGGCCCCACUGGCCCAGCCGGCCAGAAAGGGGAGCCAGGGAGUGAUGGAAUCCCAGGGUCUGCAGGAGAAAAAGGUGAACCAGGUCUACCAGGAAGAGGAUUCCCAGGGUUUCCCGGGGCCAAAGGAGAAAAAGGUUCAAAGGGUGACGUGGGUUUCCCAGGAUUAGCUGGGAGGCCAGGAAUUCCUGGACCCAAAGGAGAGCAAGGAUUCAUGGGUCCUCCUGGGCCACAAGGACAGCCAGGAAUACCUGGUGCUCCAGGACAACCUGUGGAGGGACCCAAAGGAGACCGAGGACCUCAGGGACAACCUGGCCUGCCAGGGCAUCCGGGACCCAUGGGGCCCCCAGGGCUUCCAGGGCUUGAUGGACUAAAAGGUGACAAAGGAAGUCCAGGCUGGCCAGGGUCUCCUGGUGUUCCAGGACCCAAGGGAGACCCAGGAUUACAGGGCAUGCCUGGUAUUGGUGGAUCUCCAGGAGUCACAGGUUCAAAGGGCGAUAUGGGACCUCCAGGUGUUCCAGGAUUUCAGGGUCAGAAAGGUCUCCCUGGCAUCCAGGGAAUUAAAGGAGAUCAAGGAGAUCAAGGUUUUCCUGGAUCUAAAGGUCUUCCAGGCCCCCCUGGUCCCCCAGGUCCUUACCAUGUCAUCAAAGGGGAGCCAGGGCUUCCUGGCCCUGAGGGUCCAGCAGGUCUGAAGGGAUUGCAGGGACCUCCAGGGCCUAAAGGACAGCAAGGUGUGACAGGAUUGGAGGGAUUGCCUGGACCUCCAGGUAUUCCAGGGUUUGAUGGUGCCCCUGGCCAGAAAGGAGAGACGGGGCCUUUUGGUCCUCCAGGUCCAAGAGGAUUUCCUGGUCCACCAGGCCCUGAUGGACCACCAGGAUCCAUGGGCCCCCCAGGCACCCCAUCUGUUGAUCAUGGCUUCCUUGUGACCAGGCACAGUCAAACAGUAGAUGACCCACAGUGUCCUCCUGGGACCAAAAUUCUUUACCAUGGGUACUCUUUGCUCUAUGUACAAGGCAAUGAACGGGCCCAUGGCCAGGACUUGGGUACGGCUGGAAGCUGCCUGCGCAAGUUUAGUACAAUGCCCUUCCUGUUCUGCAACAUCAACAAUGUGUGCAACUUUGCAUCCAGAAAUGACUAUUCCUACUGGCUGUCUACUCCUGAGGCCAUGCCAAUGUCUAUGGCCCCCAUCACCGGGGACAAUAUUAGACCAUUCAUUAGUAGAUGUGCUGUGUGUGAGGCGCCUGCCAUGGUGAUGGCUGUGCACAGCCAGACCAUCCAGAUUCCACAGUGCCCCAGUGGGUGGUCUUCCCUUUGGAUUGGCUAUUCUUUUGUCAUGCACACCAGCGCUGGUGCCGAAGGUUCUGGCCAAGCCCUCGCAUCACCCGGUUCCUGUCUGGAAGAAUUUAGAAGUGCACCAUUCAUUGAAUGCCAUGGCCGAGGAACUUGUAAUUACUAUGCAAACGCUUACAGCUUUUGGCUAGCCACUAUAGAGAGAAGCGAGAUGUUCAAGAAGCCUACUCCGUCAACCUUGAAGGCAGGGGAACUACGCACCCAUGUUAGCCGCUGCCAAGUUUGUAUGAGAAGAACAUAAUGAAGCCCAACUCUCAGCUAAUGUCACAAUAUGGUGCUAUUCCUUUUUUUUUUUUUUAACAGCAGUGAACCCCUAGAAAUAUAUCCUGUGUACCUCACUGUCCAAUAUGAAAACAGUAAAGUGCCUUAUAGGAAUUUGCAUAACUAACACACCCUGCUUUAUUGGCCCUCUACUUGCUGAAGGAGAAAAAAAGACAAUGAUAAGCUUUAAAAUAUUGACAUACCAAAUGGCACUUUUAAUGAAAUAAAACGUGAAGAUGCUCUAUCAUACAAUGCACUGAUGUGUAAAGUGAGAGCUCCAUCCGAAACCAAAGGGUGCUAGGAGGUAUGCAGUGCCUUAGAUACUGUUGACCCCCCAUUUGUCAUUCUUGUAUUAUAAUAGAUUAAUUUUUCACCCCCAGAUAUAAAUGUUGUUUAUAUCACUGUCUAGCUGUUUCAAAAUUCAGGUCCCUCAGUCUGUAUAUUGUUCCUGUACAAAUGAUAGUAAUGUAAAAACAGUUUUUGAACUUCCAAAUGGAAUUAGGGACUCAGUAGCCGUAUCUUGCAAGCCCCAAAUAUAAAUGUAUGUCUUUCUGCUCUGUGUGGUACUAUGCAGCUGCUUUUGCAGAAAUCAAAACUUUCCUGUGGAAUAAAGAUGGUCCAAAAGUAGUCAGAAAUUAAAUAUAUAUAUAUAUUAGUAAUUUAUAUAGAUGUCAGCAAUUAGGCAAAUCAAGUUUUAGCUUAACCUCCACUGUUAAAAUAAAGCUUACAUAGUUUUCUUCCUUUCAAAAUUGUGCUGUCCUUUUAACAGGUUUUUAUACACUAGGGUAUUGAAUGUGAAACAUCAGUUUUCAUUGUUCACUUCCAAAUCAAGCAUUGUGUAUUGCCAAAACCAAACCCAGGUUCAUGAAUAUGGUGUCUAUUAUAGUGAAACAUGUACUUUGAGCUUAUUGUUUUUCUUCUGUAUUAAAUACUUUCAGGGUUUGAAACAUUAAUCACAAACUGAAUGACUUGACUUAAAAUAACAACCACCUUAAAAGGCCUUCAUUUUAUUAGUAUUCCUCAUUCCGCAGCCUCAUUCUGGUGUGAAAAACAGCUCUGUUGAAUCAGAAUGUCAGUAUUUUUUGCAUGUAAGCACAUUCAGGCCACUUCCUUGGUUUCUCAUGAGCUGUGUUCACAGACUUCAGCAGGGGAAGGGAUGGAUUGCAAGAGGGCAGAAUUGGACCACUAUGCCUGAAAUGAUAUUUCACUUAAAGUAUCCAAAACGUUUGAAAGACUACUAAGGCCUUUUAUGUAAUUUGUUUCAAUGUGUAUUUCUUAAGAAUUCAAAUUUGUAAUAAAACUAUUUGUAU